Messenger RNA from Aedes albopictus (Asian tiger mosquito), 11351 nucleotides. RefSeq names its product AF4/FMR2 family member lilli. The record is from RefSeq and is a predicted model, not a curated record. The coding region runs from base 2771 to 5734 and encodes 987 amino acids. NCBI's taxonomy places the organism in Eukaryota, Metazoa, Arthropoda, Insecta, Diptera, Culicidae. Gene Ontology annotation, biological process: actin cytoskeleton organization. The transcript has 14 exons. Gene Ontology annotation, molecular function: actin binding.
GGAACAUGCCACUAAUGACAGUGACAUUUCGCCGCAAUCGGCGACAUUCGUGUUCAACUUGCACCGGGGUUCGGCUCGUGUCCGACCCGACGACGAAGUGAAGCGAAAGAAAGAAACUCCUCCAGCAGCCCAGUUGUGUGGGUAGUGGUGUCAGCCCGUAGAAUCCGUCAGUCGUUAGCCGUCGCUCGUACGUCGUGGUACAACUCGUUCGCUAGGGAUAGCUGAAGAACGCGCUUUGGUUUGUGGUAGACUAGACCGUAUUCGCCGUAUAGUGCAGAGUGGUGUCGCACCCUUCCACCCCCGCCCAUUUUGGGGGAGUGUUGCGUUGCGUGUAGUGUAGGCAGGUGGCCCAAAGGGGGAAACUGGAAAGGGUGUUCGCUGCGGAGGAUACUGUGUGGAGUAGUACCGUGUGCGUUUCUCGGGGUUCAGCCACCAACAAUGGAAGCUGCUGCUCCUACUUCUGGUUGGUUGGAACUUCUGGAAGAGGAAGAGAUGGUGGCUUGAAACAGCAGCAGAAGCAGCCGUGUGUAGAGUCUGUUGGUUCGGUGCAGUGUGUGUAUGAAGAGGGGGGCGGUGGGUUGCUCCCAACAACGCAAGAGAAAGAGAGCGGCGCGCGGAGAGUGUGUGGCCAACGCAGAAAAAAUCGCUCUGCAGUGUCUUUCUUUAUCCCCGACUGCAAUUUCCAUAUUUUCUUUAAUUAUCACCAGAGUUGAGUGAAAUCCCCACGGGAUUUGCACAGUCGAGAAAGCAGUGCUUGGUGUGAAAACAAUAUUGGGUCUUAGGGGGUUGAUGGAGAAUGAUGAUGGCAGUAAAUGGUGAAUAGAUGUUUGUAUACAUCGCCGACGUCGUCGUCAGCAGAAGAAAUCGACGGCUGGAAAAUGGGUGCGAAGUUAAUGGGAUAGAGUGAAAGAGAGCAAGCGAAAAAGGAGUGGUGGCAGAAGUGAAGUUUUUUGGGGGCAGACAUUCUGAUGGAGUUUGGUAAAGGGCUGGAGAUUUGCGGGGAAGAAUCAAGAAGAAAAGAUAACGUUGAGUGAAGUAUUCUAAAACCGUAGUGAGCGAGAGCGGAUUGAUAGAAGAAGAGCUGGCGAUGGUAUGAGGUGGGCAGAGUAGCCAGACGAAGAAUCAUCUCAAAGUGCAUACGGAAGAUUGGCAGUCAAUGUAGAGUGCAUAGGAAUGAAGCGAGAAUAAUCAAGAGGGGAUGAAGUUGAAGAAUGUGAUGCAAAUUUGAAUAUCGACAAAAGAAAUUGAGGGUUUUCAAAUCGUCGAUUAUGCAUGAGUGUUUCCAAGCAGAUGGAUCCUCCAUUCAUACUGCUGAAGAUUUGAGAUGAAGAGAAGGUUUUUCAUUUACCAAUCAAACGCCAGUGGAAGCAGAAAACAGCACUUGUGAGAUCGACAGCAGCUGAAUUAUUGUUGGAGUUGUUGACGACGAAGAAGGUAUAUGUUAAGUCGAGUGGUGAUGUAGUGAAGCUCGCGAUAAGUCGUAUAUUACGCACACAUUCGCACCGGUACGGAGUUGUUGAAGCAGCCGAGAAAGACACAACACUGCAGCAGUCGGUCGGAUCGAGUCGCCGCUGGAAACGUAUAAGCAUAAACUCGACCAACCAGGAAAUCGAUCAGCUACGCAGCGGCCUAGUGGAGCGCGCGAAACCAGUCGGUUAAUCGGGUAUUGGAGACGACACCCCAAACAUCCUGCUGCGGUACGCGACGAGCUGCCCCCAAAAGUGACGCCAUAGAGAUGAUGUUGAGAUAGGCCACUUUCGGGGAAUGAUUCGGCUUAAUUAGUUUGGGAAAGCCUCCUGUUUUCGUCAUCGCCAAACACUACUGUGUGAUGAGAAUGAUGAGAAAACGAGGAAAAGUGAAGCUCCAUCGGAGCUGAGUGGUUUUCCGGGCGAUUUUCUCGACGAUGUGGCGGAAUGAAAUCGCAAGUUGUUCUAGUGCCAACGGGGUGACGUGUUUGAGUGUGUGUGUUUUUCGCGAAAACUAUUUAGCGACGGAAAAAAAGUGAGAUCAAAUUUAUGUGAAUGUUUUUCUACUUGGUGUUUUUUUUUUCUUGUUUGGAAGCCUUCAUACCUUAGUCGCAAUGAAAGGGAUAAGUAAAAAGAGCUUUUAGUGAACCAAUAGCUCACCCUAAUCGAUAUGUAUUACCAGUUUAUUGCCACCAGAGCGAGAGCAAGUGUUUGUGCUGAGUGCCAAUAAAAGCAGAAGGAAAAAGUAGUAAAAAAACCCGCAACCCGACGGCAGCAGCUGAGUGGCACAUACUGGAGGCAAAUAAAAGUGGAAGUGAAGAAAGAAGAGCCGGAGAAGAUUGGCGAAGAAAAAAAAAGAGUGAAUAAAUUUACAUAAAUGCAAUUAAGGUGCAGUGAUGUGUGCUUAUGCCUCCGUUCGUUGAUAAAUGUCUAGUUGAAUUGAGCAUACAACAAGCCUGCCGGCAGCAGCCGGAAAAGCUUCCACAGUUCCACACCCACCGCCGCGCCGCCGCCCACAGAACCGGCAGAAUCGAGUCCUCAUCGAUGUGCUCUUGCGUUGCUGUCGUCGCAUCACCAACCAGCAGCUAUAACCAUGUUUUUCCAACAGUAGUUAUACUCAUAUAGAUGUUGUACACACCUCUCUAGAUAAAUCCACACUCCCACACGCAUGAAUUUUAUCGGGUGGAUUUGAGUCAUCGUCGGAAUCCUUCCGGAAGAAACGGAAAGAAGAGUCGAACGGUGAAGUGUUCAACAGCUCCGAAGUAACGUAAGAAGAACGAAACUUGUGUAGAAAACACUAGAAGAUGUCCCUCAAUGGGCGAGAUCUGAUGAAGCAUCAGCAUCACCAACAGCAGCAGCAGCACCAGCAGCAGCAGCAUCAGCUUCAUCAGGCUCCGCCGCCCGAGUACAACCACCAGAGUGUGCUAACGAUGCAGAAAUCGGUGACAAUCACGGUGACGCCCCAGCGGAGCACCUCGAUGGAUUUGCUCAACUUCGAGGAGAAACGGCAGCUGAUUGCGUCGUCGCUGUCGCUGUCGGACAUCCUGCACGUCAGUCCGGCGGCGGCCCAAGUGGCCAAGGAGGUGGCCGCCAGCACUGUGAUUGCUACCAAGAAACAGAACGGUGCCACCCUGCGCUCCAACAGUCUCAAUUCCGGCUCCCGGACGCCACCGCUGGAGCGGAAGAGCAAGUUCAGCGCCUUCGGGCGCUUCUUCAAGCCGUGGAAAUGGCGAAGAAAAAAGAAAAGCGAAAAGUUCGAGUCCACCUCCAAGUCUUUAGAACGUAAAAUAUCAGUACGUGCCAAUCGCGAAGAACUUGUACAAAAAGGCAUUCUACUGCCCGAGAGUCCCACGUCGGCGCUGUCCAUAGCUGCCAUUUGUAUCAGUCCCACGGAAUCGUUGACGUGGUCAACAUCAUCCCAUAGACAACUGCAAACCUUCCAUCAGCCGAACCAUUAUCGAAGCCAAAACGAGGAACAAUAUACCAUCUACAACUCAGUGAACGGAACCAAUUCAUCCGUCCUGCCAAGUCUAGCCAACACGUCGGCAUCAUCGUUAGCGUCAGCGUCAACAGUAGUACCAAAUACUAGUAGCAUAACCAACAAUGUGCCUUUAUCACAAUCGGCUCAGCAGAUUAGCAGCAUCAGCAGUAGUAGUAGUAAUAGCAACAACAACAACAACAACAUUAGCAGCAGUAAUAGUAGUGGUCCGUUGAGCUUAUCGGCCAUCCUGUCCGGGUCGCUCGGUGGUGGCCAACAGCAGCAGCAACAGCCCAGUGGCCCCGGCGGAAGCGGUGGUGGCGGCAACGCGGUGAUCGGUGCCAAUAUGAUUAGCGGCGGAACGGCCGGGCAAGCCCUGGCCAGCAUACUGACCGGGAACUCCGGAACCAGUAUAGGUGGUUCCGGGGGGAUGGGAGGCCUGUCGCAUUCGCAAUCGGCCCACCAGAUAGGCGGAAUGUCGCAGCACCAGGCCCUUCAGCAGCAGCUGCAGCAGCACUUUGCCAACGUGGCCAACAGCGGGAGCGGUAGUUUAGAGCCAAGGAAAGAAAAGACUGACGUCCAGAAUAGUGCUGCGAAUGGGUCCUGCGGGGAGCACCCGGGUGGUGGCGGUCCAGCGACCAUCGACGGUGGCCUCCAACUGCAGCAGCAACAACAGCAGGCAUCCGUGCCGCCGUUGAUACAGCCCAAGCCGGAACGGCCCAAUACCCUGGGGCCGAGCAAACUGUCCCGGCGGGUCCUCUGCUACCACAACACCGAUGGUUUUCAAGAUAAUCAACGGAAAACACCACCUCCAGCGACCGUCGAAAACCAAUCCAAUCAGCACCCGCACCAUCCGACGCUCCAGCAGCAGCAGCAGCACUCUGCCCUGGCAGCAGCUGCGGCGGCCGCUGCCCAACACCACCAGCAGCAGCAACAAUCCCAACAGCUACCGUCGCAGGCAGCCCUAUCGGCCGCGGCAGCCGCCGUAGCCCAACAGCACCAGCAGGCACUCCAGCAGCAACAUGGCGGUGCCGGCAUGCAUCCGCACCUCCACCACCACCACCCGAAUCACAUCAUGCUGUCGGAGCUGCCGGAACCGCCGAUACCUGUGUCCGAGAUUGGACCCAUCCCGCCGCCGCCAAUGUUUUCAACACCAAGUCCCACCCUGAUCGGGGGACGGCCACACCAACAGCAGCAACAGCACCAGCAGCAACUGCUACAACAGCAGCAGCAGCAAAAUCAACAUCAGCACCUGCACCAGCAUCAGCAGCAGCAGCAUGGCCUCAAUGUGCAUUCCACUACUACUAGUACCGGUAGCAAUAAUAGUAUUAGCGCGAGUAAUAUUAUACCGUUAGAUAUGAACGAUUACGAUUACGAUGAUCAUGAGAACAAUGAUCACGAGGAGCUCGACUCGGACGAGGAGUACAUGUACACAAUGUCGCAACCAAAUCCCAACAUCGAUACCAACCGUAUCGACGAGAUCCCUGCGAAGGAGCCCAAAUUCAACGCAGUGCCAUUGAAAUCAGCUUUAAAGAAGAAGGGUUCCAACCCGGGAACGCCCACCCAGGACAACCGGGCGCUAACGGUGCGCUACGACAACAACCCUACCGCGACGAUCAAGCCAGUUUUACGACCACGGAUUAGAAUAUGCGCGCGACCCAUGCGUUUCCAGAUCGGCCUACCGAGUACGAUCGAGAACAAGGAGAACACCCGGCCGUACGUGAUCCGCGAGAGCGACAACGACGACCAGAACGAUGGCCCGAUCUGCUACCGGGAAGACGACGCCGACCGGGCGGCCAAGAUCGCCCGCAAGGAGAGCCUCUCGAUCAAGCUGGCGCUGCGACCGGACCGGCAGGAGCUGAUCAACCGGAACAUUCUGCAGCUGCAGUCGGACAACGAAAAGCAGGAAUCGAAGGAAGCCAUCGGGGCCCGGUUGAUCCGGCGACUGUCGAUGCGGCCUACCGCGGAGGAGCUGGUCGAGAGGAAUAUCCUGAAGACGCAAACUCCGGCGGAAGAGAAGAAACAGAAGGAGGAGAAGAAACGCUACCUGUUGCGAAAGCUCAGUUUCCGACCCACCGUGGACGAGUUGAAGGAGAAGAAGAUCAUCCGGUUCAACGAUUACAUCGAGGUGACACAGGCGCACGACUACGACCGACGGGCGGAUAAACCGUGGACGCGGCUCACCCCCAAGGACAAGGCCGCCAUCCGGAAGGAACUGAACGAAUUCAAAAGCUCCGAGAUGGCCGUGCACGAAGGCAGUCGACAUCUUACCAGGUUUCAUAGGCCAUGACAGCUGCAAUGCAGGAUCAAGCAGAGACAUUUUGCCGUUCAUUAUUUUACCUUUCUCAUUAAGAAUUACUACAACAAACAUUUGAUUGUGUACAUAUAAAUCCAAUACACACAUACAUCAGGAAGAAAUUUGUAACCAGUUCAGCAGUAGCAGACACAACUCAUAAUCCAUCAUUAUCAUCCGUAUCAUGAUCAACAACAGUCACUACCAUACCACAAAUUGGUAAAAUCAACGGUGAAGGCAAAAGUGGCGAAACGACUUCAAGUUUCCAUCAUUUCCUGCAUUCCCUGGUCUCGCUGGAAGAGGACGAGCGGCUGACGAGCGUAGGUACUUUCCGCUGGCGAGAAGCUGUUGCAAUGUCUAUUAUAAUAGGAUCCCCCCUUGAAACCCCUUCACAUAAUUCCAUUGACCGAUCGAAUAGAUCAAGGUUUUUUGAAAGCAACCAUUUUGACAAAAUUCAAAUACAUCGCAUAAUAAUAAUACAAAGAAACAAAAAUGAACAUCUCAACAGCAACAGUUAUACCAAGUUUGUUUGUAGAAUUGAAACAACAAAAAAAAAACAACUGAAAUAUUACAAAAAAGGGUGUAAUCGGAAGAAAAUGCGUGGCAAACGCGAAGAAAACUACAAAAACAACACAUGUUUCAAUAAAGCGAGGAAAUUAAAGGAAACUUUAAAAAAAAUAAUUAUGAAAAAAAAUAAUACUACUGUGAUAAUGUUGACGUUAUUAGAAUGUUACCGAGACGAAAACAAAAAAAAAAACAGCAUAAGAAAACAUUAGGAAGCAGAUUGGAAGCGGCGUGAGAGAGAGAGAUUAAGAGAUGUGAAGAGACAAGCGGAGUGUGUUGAUCCGGUUGUGUUGUGCGGUGAACAUCAGGCGGUGCAAAACUCAGUGGAAUAUAACUGGGAUGGUAGUAAGUGUGACAGUUUGAGAGGAGAUUUUGCACAAUACUUGCGUGAAAAGGUGGAUGAAUUGAUAUGAUGCACUGAUAGAAGGUUUGGGGGAAAAGGCUCGGAGGCAAGCUCUCAUUAUGUGGAGAAUGGCUCACCAAUAUUCGAAAUCAAGGAAUUAACUUGUCUGUCGAUGUUGAACGUACGAUCGCAGUUAUCGCCAUUUUUCCAUCGUACACCCAAUAUCCAACAACUAUAUGGGUUAUAGUUUCUAUUUGAUUAUGGUAGCAUAAACUAAUAAAUAUCAUAGUAAUGAUGAUAACUGUGUUAUCGUAUUGAGGAUAACAGUUAUAAUUUUAGAAUUUCUCAUGGUAGACCAAACGAUUCGUUCAUUAUCCUGGAACACAAGUUCCACGGAUAAUACUGGUUAUCAUUAUUGUGUCAUCCACAACUAUACAGGGAAUGGUAAAACAACAUGGAGCUCGUUUCUUCAAAGAUUUUCUCGUAAAUUCGUCUACAAUCUACAUGGUCAUUCAGGGACUACCCCAGUAAUCCUUUUGCGAGUUUUGUUUGGAAUUUUCGCAGCAGGAGUUCUACUAGUUUAUCUUGAGUAGUCAAAUUGAGUUUAACUGGGUGUUUUCACAACAAUUCUUCAAAGAGAUUCACCUGAAAUUUGUACAGAAACUUGUUCUUGAAUUCCUGUAACAAUUUCUCCUGGAAUUCAUCCAAGUGUAUCUCCAGCAAUUCUUUAAGAAAAUUUUAGUGGGCUUUUGCCAUCGGUCCAGUUGAAAGGUCCAAGAGAUCCUUCAGCAAUGCUUCAAAGAUUUCCUGUAACAAUGCUUCCAGGAGAUUCUUCCGAAAUUCUUAAAAAAAACAUCUUUUUCCAUCUGGGAUUUCCUCUGAAAGUUUCUGUGGGAGUUUUCAGAGAGAUUUGUUAGAAAAUUCCUAAACAAACUCAUGGAGAAACUGAGAAAAAUCUCUUAGCUAAAGGCGUGGAAGAAUUCAAGAGAAUCUUUUGGGGGAUUUCCUGUAGAAGAUGGAAUUUUUGAAACAAUCAAAAAAAAACUUUGUGAGGAACUCUCAGAGGAAGUACACAAGAGACUCCUGCAGGAAUCUCUGAUGAAACUCCUCCUGUAAAAGUACAUGAUGAAGGGAUCCUUGGAGAAAUUGCGUACUGAUGAAACUUUGGGAGAGAUCCAUGACAAUUCUCCUGAUAAUUUAAAUGCAAUACCUGUUGUAGAAAUUCCUUGUUGGAACUCCUUUUUGGUGGAAUCCCGGAAAAAACUCCUUUUAGAGCAUCUCUGUCUGAAGGAACUCCUAUUGAAGGAACCCUGAAAAAAGCUCCUAAAAAAGUUCAGGAAAAUUUCCCAAAAGAAUUUCUGGAGGGUUUCUUGAAUGAGCUCCUGGACUCUCUAAGGGAAUUCCGCCUAAUACCUGAAGAAAGCUCUUCUGGGGAAAGCGCUGAGUUCUUCCGAUAGAACUUCUCCUGGAGAAAUCCCCAAAGCAACACCUUCUGGAGAAGUCCCUAAAGGUACUCAUUCUUGCUUUCAUAAAUAUACUCUUCCUGGAGGAAUCCCUGAAGGAACCUUAAAAAAAUACCCGAAAAAAAUCCUGUAGUGUUCCCUGAAGUACCUCCUAGAAGAGUCUUUUAAAACAAUCGUUUAAGGCACUCGUCCUGGAAGAAUCCUUCAAGAAACUCUUCAUGGAGGAAUCUCUUAAAGAAGUCUUCAAAAAAAACUCCAAGGAUACUUUUUCUUGAGAAAUCCUUGAAAGAACUACUGAAAAAAUGUCUGAUUUGAUUCAUGUAUGGUUUUCUGCAGGAGCUCCUAAGGAAUUCUUGAAGGGUAUUUUAUAAGAUCUCUUGAAGGAACUGCUCCUUAGCCAAUCUUGGGUUUCCGGAAGUAGCUCGUGUAGGAAUUCUUUAAGGUCCUUUAAGCAUAGUCCCUGAAGAAACUCCUCCUUAGAAAAUCCUUCAAGAAACUCUUCCUGGAGGAGUCUCUGAAGAAACUACUGGAAAAUACCUCAAAGAAUUCUAGGAAGAAUUCUUGGAGAAUCUUCUGGAAGAAUCCAGAAAGAAGGAACUACCUCCCGGAGGAAUCUCUACAAAAAACCCUCCUGAAGCAAUCCCUGAAGAAAGUCCUUUGUAAAAAAAAAUCCUGAUGGAACUUGGAGGGAAAAUAUAAAAGAACUCCAGAGAAGUCCAUAUCUCUGACCCUCUAUCAGUGCAACAUAAAGCCACCCACAAUCUUACUCAAACAAAGAUGGUCAUCGUGCAUUAGCGCAAAAAACAGAGACGAAACGAAACACGUGAUCUCCGCGAUCCAAACUAAACGGUAUCUUGUAUUAUCACAAGAAUAUAAUCAUAAAAACAAAAAAAAAAACUAAACCAACAACAUCAUUUGUAAUCCCUUGAUGCAUGAGUGCAUGCACACUGCUGUAGAGUACUAUCUCUUUCGAAUAGUCUUUCAAAUGUACAAAGAAAAAACAUGGUUAGUUUUGCAUAUUGAUCAAUAUCAAUAUUGGUCAUGAAUAUCUACAUACAACUAUCUUCUAAGGUUGAACAGUUCUGCUAAGGUUAAAUUGAAUAACUAGAAAAUGAUAACGAAGCUUCUUUUGUAACAGUACCAUUGAGAACCAAAUUUCUACCAUAUUUGAAGCAAUGGCAAAAGAUACAACAGAAAAACGGUAGAAUGAAUCGUUUCUAACCAUACAGUGAAUGAUAAAUGAGGUUUUUUUUUACAACUGACAAUGUCGUUUAGGUUUUAGGAUCCGCAGAUUGUCCUCCACUUGAUCGACCUAGCUCGCUGCUCACCACGUCUUCUUGUACCGGUCGAAUGGCUGUCCAGAACCGUUUUAAUCGAGUUGCUUCGACAUCCUGAUGAAGUGAUCCGCCCACCGUAGUCUCCCGAUUUUCGCGGUGUGAACGACGGUUGGAUCUCUCAGCAGCUGAUGCAGCUCGUGGUUUAUUUUCCUCUUUUCAAGUCCCGUCUUCCAUCUGCACUCCGCCGUAGAUGGUACGCAACACCUUCCGUUCGAAAACUCCAAGGGCGCGUUGGUCCUCUGCACGUAGGGUCCAUGUUUCGUGCCCAUAGAGGACCAGUCUAAUCAGCGUUUUGUAGAUAUUUAACUUCGUGCGACGGCGAACUUUGUUCGAUCGUAGAGUUCUGCGGAGUCCAAGGUAAGUUCGAUUUCCUGCGCGGUAACUCCUCCCUAGAGCCUUGUGCCGUCAUGUACUUUAUCUUCGACACAUUAAUGACUAAUCCGAUUUGCAUGCCUUCAUUUUUUAGUUGGAUGUACGUUUCCGCCAUCGUCUUAAAUUUGCGUGCUAUAAUAUCAAUAUCAUCAGCGAAACCAAGCACCUGAACGAACUUCGUGAAAAUCGUUCCAUUCGUGUUUAUCCCCGCUCUCCUUAUUACACCCUCUAAAGCAAUGUUGAACAGCAAGCACGAAAGACCAUCACCUUGCCGUAACCCUCUGCGGGAUUCGAAGGGAUUCGAGAGUGUCCCUGAUACUCGAACUACGCACAUCACUCGAUCCAUCGUCGCCUUGAUCAAUCGGAUCAGUUUAUCCGCGAAUCCGUAUUCGUGCAUAAUCUGCCAUAGCUGGUCUCGAUCGAUUGUAUCAUACGUCGAUUUAAAAUCGACGAACAAGUGAUGUGUGGGCACGCCGUAUUCGCGGCAUUUCUGCAACACCUGGCGGAUGGCGAACAUCUGGUUCGUUGUAGCGCGUUCACCCAUGAAUCCAGCCUGAUAUUGCCCCACGAACUCUCUUGUAAUCGGUGAUAGACGGCGGCAUAAAAUUUGAAAGAGUAUCUUGUAGGCAGCGCUCAGUAGUGUGAUCGCGCGGUAGUUCCCGCAAUCCAACUUGUCGCCCUUUUUGUAGAUGGGACACACGAUACCUUCCAUCCAUUCCUCCUAUAAUACUUUCUCCUCGGAAAUCUUGGUCAUGACCCAGUGUACUGCUCUCACCAGUGCUUCUCCGCUGAAUUUUUGAAGCUCGCUUGGUAGUUGAUCUGCUCCAGCGGCUUUGUUGUUUUUUAACCGGCCAACCUCCUCCUCAAUGUCUUGGAGGUUAGGGGCCGGAAGUCUUUCGUCCUGCGCACGUACUCCUAAAGAUGUUACCACACCACCCUCAGUGCUAGCAAACGUCGCCAUUGAGGUACUCAUCGUAAUGCUGCCGCUACCUCUCAACCACCUCACGCUCGCUCGUGAGAAGAUUCCCUUGAUUGUCUCAGCACAUGUCGGCUUGUGGCACGAAGCCUCUGCAGCGCGAGCGGUUCAGCUUCUCGUAGAACUUUCUUGUGUCCACAGGGCGGUGCAGCUCUUCCAUUGCUUCGCGAUCUCGUUCUUUAUGCUGGCACUUCUUCCUCCAUAAGACUGGUUUCUGCCUGUUCCGGGGCUGUUUAUAACGUGCCUCAUUCGCCCUCUUACGGUGUUGCAACAUUCUCGCCCAAUUUUAAUAGUUUUGCAUGGGUAAGACAGAGAGAGAAAGCCAAUUUUCAAUUACUCGCCACUGGUACAUUGCUUGUUUUUGAACGAUUUAUUCGUUCUUUCCAGUUGAAAUAUCAUUAUAAACAACAACCAGUUCUGUUUUUGGACAUUGAUUCCCUUUUUGUUGGAUUUCCGAAAUGUGUCCCGUAUUUAAAUGGGACAUAUCUGAACUGAAACGAAACAUCAAAUCAAAUGUGGCUUACUGUAUUAAAUUUCUUGACCAUUCCGGUCACAAAAA